Messenger RNA from Eruca vesicaria subsp. sativa (arugula), 1519 nucleotides. Lineage: Eukaryota; Viridiplantae; Streptophyta; Magnoliopsida; Brassicales; Brassicaceae. The record is from the annotation of a GenBank genome assembly.
AUGGAAACGCCUCCCGUCAAACCGCAAGCAGCUGAAGACGCGGUUGCCUCAACCGCGGAUACUUCCCAACCGCAGCCGACGCUACAUGAAGUCGAGUCUUCACCAGUUGCUGUAUCUCCCGAUGAUGUUGUUGUUUUCUCGGAUGAUGAUUUAGACCACGAGAGAAACAUAGGCGAGGAUCACGAUCAUGAUGAUAAUAAAGUCGAGACCGAUGUUGCUGUUGUUUCUAAUGAUGAGUUGAAGCAGAAGAUCAUUAGACAGGCAAGUGGUCUAUGCUCUUUCUUGUUUUCUUUAAAGUAUCAAAAAAACAUUGCUUUCGAGUUUGGUUUUAGUGUUGAGUACUACUUUAGUGACGAGAAUUUGCCUACUGACAAGUUUCUUUUGAAUGCUAUGAAGAAGAACAAGAAAGGCUUUGUUCCCAUAUCUACCAUUGCUACAUUCCAUAAAAUGAAGAAGCUUACACGCGACCAUGAUUUGAUAGUUGCAGCCUUGAAGGAGUCGUCAUUUCUUGUUGUUAGCUCGGAGGGGAAUAAGGUGAAGCGUCUGAGUCCUCUUCCUGAGGUCAGGGAUCCAAAGAUUUUCACUGUUUUGGUAGAAAAUUUGCCGGAGGAUCAUUCAGACGAGAACAUUCGUGCUAUAUUUUGUAAAGCUGGAAGCAUUAAAAGUGUAUCCAUAUGUGAUCCAAAUGCUGCUGAAGAAUCAGAGAAGGGUUUUAAGAAGGACAAAUUCAUCCGAACCAGAUUACAUGCAUUUGUGGAAUAUGAAACAGUGGAGGCAGCUGAGAAAGCGGCAGCUACAUUGAAUAACGAGCAAGACUGGAGAAAUGGGUUGCGAGUUAAGCUUCUUGAACAAGCAGUUAAGUAUGCACAGAGAAGACCAGCUAGGAAGGAAGUAGAUCCAGAGAAGGACAAUACAGGACGAGUGCGUGACCAAACUGGAGGUGAGGAGAACAAAAAGGCAAAUGAACAUCAGCAUCACCAUCAUUCUGAUAAUCUGGCUGAUAAUGAUGUGGGGGAUAAAAAUGGGAACAAAGCCAGAGGUCGAGGACGGGGAAGAAGACAGAAUCUUCAAGGCAGCAACAGUAGUGGACAUGGAACCUCACCAUCAAACUCAUCAUCGUUCCAUCAUCACUAUAAUAAUCAUCAUCAUCAUCCGGUGGAGGUCUCAAAGCCUCCGCCCGGUCCGAAAAUGCCUGAUGGGACGAGAGGGUUUACAAUGGGGCGUGGCAAACCGCUUCCUCCUCCUCCUCCUCCCACGUCUGCUCAAACUAACCACGAAGUUUAAUCGUUUCGCUUAAAAUGUGAAACAUGUAAGUAGUUAUUUACAGAGAUGUUGUGUGGGAUUUGGGGUUUUCUUUUGGCUUCUGCAAUUAUUCUGAAUCCUCACUUGGGUAUUCUAGCUUUUGUGUUGUUGUGAAUGGUAAGGUUUUAUUGAAUGGAAAAUUGAAGGGAAUCCAUUUAAUUGCAUGUUGUCUUCUUUCUUUGUUGUUUCCUCUAUUUUUUAAGUUUUCGUUAAUUAC